UUAUGAUCUAGGAAUUUUAAAAAUUAAUAAAUAAAAAUAGUCGAGGUUUCAUGGAUGUAAUGAUAUUUUUUUAAACAUAUUUCAAUAUUAAAAGUAUAAUUGCACUCCACCAUAAAUGAGUUACUAUAUCACUCCUGUAAAACUUUUUUUUUUAAUUUGAAUCGAACCCGUAACUAUCGACAAAUCAUGACAAAAUUUUGUCAUGUGACAGAUGAUAGCGCCGAUAUGUAUUGUAAUCUGUGUCAUUUUUUAUUGUAUAAAGAACAAAUAAUAAAUAUAUUAUAAAAAAAGUUCAUUAAAUCACGUCGAUCUAUGGCUGACGGUAGUGCGAUAUUGUGGUUUAUAUAAUUAUAAAAAUCAAUACGAAUACAUUGGUCAAAUAAAAAUAAUUCGUUUUUAAAUAAAUAAUAAUAUAAUAGUAAUUGUGAAACUCAUUCACGGCGUUAUGUACACAGCUGCAGUGGUGUAAAUAGACUACUGACUAGUGUUACUAAUUAGCUAAAAUAAGCUGCAAGCUGCAUAAUAUAAGAAUAUAAAUUGGACAUAUUAUAUAACUGCAAGUAGGUAUAUAAAAUAGUUUUAAAACAUAAUGGCUACACAAAUAGAAGAAACUCUGAAGAGAAUUCAAACCAGUGACGGUGUCAUUGGCUUUGUAAUAAUAAACAAUGCUGGCAUCCCGGUCAAAUCCAACUUGGAUGAUUCAAUGUCUGUUCGGUACGCUGGAUUAGUUCAGCAACUAAUCGCAACAUCAAUGGUCGUGAUCAAAAAAGGCGACUCAACUGAUAAAUUAACAUACUUGCGGUUACGUACCAAACAUAACGAAAUUAUAGUAAUACCAGAUAAACAUUAUAUCAUGGUGGUAAUUCAAAAACCUACUGGCUCUAGAUCACCAAUGUAAAAUUUGGUGUCUUAAUGAUUAUAAUAUAUUUAUAUAAUUAAAUAAUUUAAUAAAAUUUAAAACAGUUUUCAAUAA
Messenger RNA from Rhopalosiphum padi (bird cherry-oat aphid), 973 nucleotides. RefSeq names its product dynein light chain roadblock-type 2-like. The transcript is spliced from 4 exons. Gene Ontology annotation, cellular component: cytoplasmic dynein complex; cytoplasm. Gene Ontology annotation, biological process: microtubule-based movement. NCBI's taxonomy places the organism in Eukaryota, Metazoa, Arthropoda, Insecta, Hemiptera, Aphididae. The record is from RefSeq and is a predicted model, not a curated record. Bases 590 to 898 code for a protein of 102 amino acids. Gene Ontology annotation, molecular function: dynein intermediate chain binding.